Molecule: messenger RNA, 2025 nt
Organism: Urocitellus parryii (Arctic ground squirrel)
Lineage: Eukaryota; Metazoa; Chordata; Mammalia; Rodentia; Sciuridae
Gene: Lrriq3
Product: leucine rich repeats and IQ motif containing 3
Molecular function (GO): protein binding
Source: RefSeq, a predicted model, not a curated record
CCCGGAAGGCGUUGAUGGGCUGAGCUGGAUCUUUGCCGGUUUCCUUAGCAACGGUCUCUGUAGCAGAUGGCCGGCUAGCAAUUUGUUUUACUGUGCAGGAUCUGGGCCACUUUUCCCCAGCUCAUAAGUUCUUACGGCCCAGUUGACCUGAUGUUUCAUGGAACAAUCACAAAAGAGCUAACCAGUCAUGAAGAAUGGAGUCACUAUAAUGAAAAUAUAAUUGAAGAUCAAAAAGAUUUUGUUUUUGUGAAGUUCAGUGGACUUUAUUUAAAAUCUAUGGAAUAUUUGCAAUCUUAUAUCUCUCUUAAAGUAUGCAUUUUCUCAAAUAAUUUUAUUACAGAUAUUCAUCCACUUCAAAAUUGUAUAAAAUUAAUUAAACUUGACCUUCAUGGAAAUCAGAUCAAGAAUCUACCAGAUACGAAAUUUUGGAGUGGAUUAAAGUACCUAAAACUCCUCUAUCUUCAUGACAAUGCAUUUGCAAAGUUAAAGAAUUUAUGUGUAUUAUCUGCCUGUCCAAGCCUCAUUGCUCUCACUCUGUUUGAUUGUCCGGUAAGCCUUAAGAAAGGAUAUAGACAUGUUCUUGUUAACAGUAUAUGGCCUCUGAAAGCACUGGAUCGUCACGUGAUUUCUGAUGAAGAAAUAAUUCAGAAUUGGCAACUUCCUGAAAGAUUCAAAGCAUAUAACCAGCGACUUUUCUUCAAUUUCUGCGCUGCUUUGAAAAAGGGAACCACCUAUGAGGAUGAGCUUAAUAAUAUUAAAUAUGUUAUUUCAAGUAUUAAUAAAAUUCUGGCUCAUAAUUCACCAGUUUUGAUUGUUCAAAGAUGGAUACGUGGCUUUUUAAUUAGAAAAAAAUUAAGUCCUUUCUUCUUGUGUAAAAGACACCGAGAAAAAAUUUUUAGAGACUAUGAGGCAAAAUGGGUUUACAUAACCAAAGGAUCUGAGGACGGGUUUCCAAAGGAUAUCAUUUUCAAGGAUGAAACUAAUAUAAAAGAAGAAUUUACCCAUUGGAAACAUGAUAUUUAUUCUUCUGUUGAUCUUAAAAAAGCGAGUGGACAGAGAAAAAAUCUUUCUCCCAUUAUAUAUGGAUUAAAAACAAAAGAUAUUGGCAGGAAAUCAAAAAAAUCAAGUCAUCUCUUUCCAGAAGGUCAGAAGGAGUCUGGAGAUGAAAAUGAGGAUGAAGUACUGGAUACCAGUUUUAGGAUAUCAGCAUCCAAACUACCUUUAUAUACUUCAGGUUUAUUGAAGUAUGAUGCAGUAUUGAAACAGAAAAAACAAUACUAUUUUCCUGAACAUGCCCAUCUAUUUCCUACCACCCAUCCAAAACCAGUAAUUAAAAAAGGCACACUACCUGAGACAAAUUUAAGACAGUUUUUUACAACACAGAGAGCCGGUAUAAAACUCCAAACCCUUAAAGAUAUUGACAAAUAUUACGCUGAACAAAAGAUGCAGGAUCUCCAUCAAGAAAAAAUAGCAGCUGUAUCCAGGGCACAAGUUGACAAAAAAAGAGUUGGCUUAACUGUUCAUGAAAGCAUAAAUAAGAAAAAAAUAGCUAUAAAAAAACUAAUUGAAAAAGAUCACAACACUAUUCAGAAAAGUUUACAGCAACUUUGGCAAGACAAAUUAAAAUACCUUAUGAAAGUUAAAGAGAGAAGAACUCUGUUUCUAGAAGGAAAAAAACAAAAGGCUGAAGAACAUUUAAUAGUUCAAACCCUAAAUAAUGAGCGUACUAUUCUGACCAAAGGAAUGAUUAAAAUUGACAGACUGAAGAGGAAUGAUGCUACCCUAAGACAAAAAUGGCUGAGUGUUCAGAAAAAAAUAGAAGAAGAAAAAUACCAAAAGAAUUUACUCAACCAAAUGAAGGAACAUAGGGCUCAAGAAAUAUCCAGAAAACACUGUGCAGAAAAGUUUGUUAUGGAUAUGCUUAAUUUUCAAAAAGACGUUGAGAGAUAUCAAGAAGCUAAAUCAAGAGUUGCACUUGUGAAAACAAAUUUUGUAUUCAAUAUUCCCAAUAGAAUGUCAAAAUGA